Messenger RNA from Drechmeria coniospora, 1101 nucleotides. RefSeq lists its product as uncharacterized. NCBI's taxonomy places the organism in Eukaryota, Fungi, Ascomycota, Sordariomycetes, Hypocreales, Ophiocordycipitaceae. Bases 1 to 1101 code for a protein of 366 amino acids. The record is from RefSeq and is a predicted model, not a curated record. The transcript has 3 exons.
AUGCCUGCCCUCUCUGCAGCCACGCCGAGGCUGACGUCAUCUCCUCGCGCAGGCCCCCAAAUGCCGUCGUGGUCGGUCGGUGAGUCGAAUGAACCGCCGACCAGAGCCUGCCGUCUCAUCGACACCGCAUCGUGUCGCCGGCGAGGACUUCGUGGCGGACAGUCAUCCGUCCAGGCUUGGCCGGCAGGCUCGGUCGUGUUGAAAUGGAACCGUCCGUCGGGGUGCGAAGCAGCGUCCAGAACAGAGAGCGUGCCGUGCCGCAGCCGUAUUGCACCAACCCUCGUGGGUAGGAACACUCGUACACGGAGCGUAUGGGUAUACACGUACAAGGUCAAGGAACGACGUGCGGAACUGGAACUCUGCCAGCCAGAGACGGAGGGGGCCUCUCGGAGCGGUGACGGCGAGGGCAAUUCAUCAACAGCAGCAAGGACCCUCCGUGUUCCUCACGUUCAGCAAAACAGAGAGUACUUGCAAGUGCCUUCAGACACCAACAUCGAUGACAACACACAAUACUGGGUAAUAUGCAUGCAACGGUAUCAAGGAGGAUGGCGAGAUGGCAGCCUGGCACCCACCCGGUUCAGGCAAAAGGGCCACUUUCAUGUCGCCCUCUCGUAUGCUAUGCUCCGAACCACGGGCCAAAACACCAAUGAUUUGACUCGAAUGAGCACCGUGAUGGCCACUGCUCGUAUUUCCAUGACGGUGCUGCAAACGUGCCAUAAGCAGGAACAUGAGAGUGCGUGGGUGGGAACCGGUCCCAGCACUCGGUGUGCUAUGCCUGUAGUGAACCGCGCGAGUUGCUUGCAUGUCGGUGGGAAAUCAGCGGUUAGCGCCGGGUACUGGACAGGCUCUGGCGCGGCAUAUCGCCGCACCUCCAGUGCAGAUGCGCCAUGCCGCCGAUUACAUAAUUGGUGCCUCCGCCCCCGCACCGACCAAAUCAAGCUGCACCCUUCAGCGCAAGCACAGCACGGCAGCGCGCGCAGUUGGCAGCGCCUGAAGUCCCUGCGGGUCAUGUCUGCCAUCGACAGGCCGAAGACGCUGAAUCGCACAGUCCCCUGUAUCGCAAAGAAGGCUGAAAUGGGUACCGACGCGAGAUACGAAUGA